Cherax quadricarinatus is the source of this 6265-nucleotide messenger RNA. The record is from RefSeq and is a predicted model, not a curated record. Lineage: Eukaryota; Metazoa; Arthropoda; Malacostraca; Decapoda; Parastacidae.
GGCUGGCCCCGCAGCCAAGUCGUCGGCUGGCCCCGCAGCCAAGUCACCAGAUCUUGCCAUGCAUCAAGCAAAAUCUGCUGUGUCAGUAGAGCCUGUCAAGGAGGAAGCAGAACCUGCUGUAGAACCUCUUGAACACCUAUCAGAGCAUCAGAAAUUUUCAAAAGCUACUGAGCAACCAGUAGAACCUGUUAAGAGGUCUAUAGAACUUAUUGAAAAACCAGCAGAAGCUGCUAAGAGAUUAAUAAAACCUACUUAUAAACCUGCAGAGAGAUUUGUAGAACCUAUUGAACAGUUGAUACAUUCUAAUACACUGACAGACAAUGCCCAUCUGAAAGAAUUUGCUAUGAACCCUGAAGAACCUGGCAAGAAAGCAACAAAGUCUGAAAAGCCAAUUCAGGCCAAACCAUCCGAGUCCCCUAAAUCAGUAGAACUUGAUGAGCUGGUAGAAUAUUCGAGGCGACAAAUAAUGUCCUCCAAGCAACUGCUUGACAACAGCUAUCAAUUAGUCGAGACUGCCAAGGAUGCUGCCAAGCUACCUGCCAAGCAGGAUGCAGGACUACAUGUCAAGAAUGUAGCAACACCCAUUAAACACUCGACAAAUCUCAAAAAAAUCUCAACGGGAGCUCCCAUUAAGCAACCAGUGGAUUGUGAUAUCAAGCAACCGUUGGAAUUAUCAGAGGGUCCGCUACCAGAAUUACCUGUCAAGAAAUUGUCCGAUUCAUCUGCUGAGCAAGUGUUAGAAUCUAUUGCUAAACGACCACUGAAGAGAUCUGCGCUAAAUUUAGAAUACUCUGAACAACAACUGGAAUCCUCUGCCAGCAAGAAACCAAAUAAAUGGUCUCCUGAGCAGACAUUAAAUUCAUUUGGGAAUGAUUUGCCAGAAUCACCUGCCAAGGAAUCUAUAGAAUCAUAUAUUAAAGCAUUGCCAUUAACACCUGUUGAGAAAUCUCAAGAAAUAUCUGUAAGGAAUUCUCUAGAAACACCUGUCAAGAAACACACACAGUUAUCUGUAAAUAAAUUAUCAGUAACAUCUGUCAAGGAAUCAUCAGUAACAUUUGAAAAGAAGUCAUCCAGCAUUGAUUGUGAUGAAGCUUGUGGUGGAGACGAAGAGAGAGAGCUUCCUAGAGUAACACCGAGACAAGGUAUACUUACACCAGAUGCUGCCCCAGGCUUUGAAACUCUGGAGCAUGAUAAACUUUUGACAGCCUCAGUUCCACUAGAUGUUCAUGAUGAAUCUUCAAAAACACACAAAGUGGGGACUCAGGGUUACAACAGUGGGCAGCUUGAAGUUCCUCCCACCGAUUGUGGGGUCGACAAUGUAGUUGAAUCUCCAACUCCAAGCAAGACACAUUUAUUGAAGGGUAAAACUCCUGCCAUACAGGAACCAGUUGCUACACCAUCAAGGGCUCCUAUGUCUUCCACACUUCACAGUGCAGGCUUAAUUCCAGCAAUGUUUACCCCAAGGAGUAUUAAAUUAAGAGGACUGCAAUCAGUAAGACGUAAGGCGGUGAAGAGGGUGACAUUGUCACCUAAACAGCAACCAGACUCUACUACACAGAAAUCAGAAUCGGUAGAGUCAGAAUCAUCCGUCAAACCACCACUGGAAUCAGCAAGCAAACAUUCCUCUAAAUCUUCCAUCAAACCACCAUCUGAUUCAUUUAGGAAACAAUAUCGUGAAUUCUCAGAGAAACAACUCCCGGAAUCCUCGGCUACAUCUCAAAAGGAUUCGUCAGUUAUACCACUGUCAAAGCCCUUGUCUAUACCGCUGCCAGAUUCCCUGGCUAUACCACUACCUGAGUCAUCAAUUGUACUGCAGCAGGAGUCCUCAGCUAUACCACUUCCAGAGUCCUCGGCUAUACCACUUCCGGAGCCCUCGGCUAUACCUCUUCCGGAGCCCUUGGCUAUACCUCUUCCGGACCCCUUGGGUAUACCUGUUUUAGAUCCCUCGGCUAUACCUCUUCCAGAACCCUCUGCUAUAUCUCUUCCAGAACCCUCGGCUAUACCUCUUCCAGAACCCUCAGCUAUAUCUCUUCCAGAACCCUCGGCUAUACCUCUUCCAGAACCCUCGGCUAUACCUCUUCCAGAACCCUCGGCUAUACCUCUUCCGGAGCCCUCGACUAUCCCACUUCCGGAGUCCUCGGCUAUACCUCUUCUGGAGCCUUCAGCUAUACUGCUUUCUGAGUCCUCAGCUAAAUGGCUCCCAGAGUCCUCAGCUAAAUGGCUCCCAGAGUCCUCAGCUAAACAAUGCCCAGAAUCCCUUAUUGAAUAUGUCACAAUUUCUAGUGAUGAGAGUACAAAGGCACCUACAAACACUGGUAUGAAGCAAGGUGCUUCUAAUCUAGAUUUAAGUAAUAAAUUUCAGAAUAGAGUGCAUAGUAAUUCUGGAUCAGAAGAGAAUGCUUGCUCUAAUGACAGUAAUGAGAAAGUGCAAAGUGAUCUAUCAAAAACUGACAAGAUGAAGAAAGAUUCAUAUGAAUGUACAAAUAUAAAGAAGUAUCCUUUUAAAGACGUGGUGGUGAGGGUGUUGAAUGUAUCGGACAUUACCCCGUUGUCAGUUACCCUAAAGUUGUUUCAAGCAUGCGGUGCAGCUGGCAGUGGAAAAUUUGAUGGAGAUGAACUUCUCUUCAGGUUCCAGUCAUUGAAGCAAGCUGCUGCUUGUGUGUCAGGGCUCAAUAACUUUCGUUUUCUUGACAAAAUUCUGAAAGUAAAGCUAGAUGGUCAUUAUGGUAUACAUAAGUGCAACUACCAAGAUGGGAUGGCUUUGGAAAAUAAAAUAGAAGAAACUCUGAAGCAUGAAGAGAAGGUCAUGGUGAGCUAUAUCAAGGAGUGGAUUGAUAAAGGAUUCAACAUCUAUGAUUUCAAAGUCAAGAUGUGCACUAAGAACAAGUGUUAUUCUGACUCGUGUGUAGGCUACCACAAUUUAGCAGACAGACGCAGAAGCCCUGGCUUCUUUGAAUAUGGUGAUGCAAUGUGUGAGGCAAUUCUCAAGGAAGAGGAGUGUGCCCAACAAGACUCCUGCCAAUAUGCACACACAGCUGUAGAGAGAGACUACCAUGUCAAGCAGUUUAGAUCCCUUGUUUGUUCAGGAUGGAGUAAAGAACAUUCUUGCCCAAAUAAGAAUAAAAUCUGUCCAUUUGUACAUCCAGAGAAUGCAGAUUCUCUUUACCAUGAGAGCUGGAAAGAUUUGUAUGUUGAGGGACUUGGUAACACCAUAGAGUUCCUUGUGGAGGCAAUCAGGAAUCUGUUUAAGCUUCCAGUUGUUCCAGGUGUGAGAAUUUUGGUAAUAACUCCAUCGAUAAUGGUAGCCAACUUGCUGAGGCUAGCUGUGCUUGACUUAGCCAAAAUUUUUCUUCAAACUGUUGUUGUUGCGACUUACAAGAAGCAGAUUUUAGAAAAUGCAUCAAUUCUGAUUGCGACACCUGAUGCACUUUCCAGUAUCCUAGUGAUGAAGGGCAAAGAAAUUGCUCACUACUUUGAUACCACGAGGGUUGUCAUAAUUGAUGAUAUUGCCUCCUUGUUGAAGGACUUCAUGAAUCAUCACCAACUUUCUUUCAUUUUCAAGAACAUCUUCGAAAAUUCUGAUUUGAAUAAAGUGGUUGUAACAGAGAAGUCUGAUGAGUAUGAAGUUGGGGUUGUAGCAGCUCUGCUGAAGACUCAAUUUGUCAAGGUUUCAAGGCAAGGACAGGCAAUGCAGCUAUACUUCAGGAAAAUGAGAGAAACAGAGAAAGCUGCUCAUAUACAUGAUGCAAAGAAGCAACAUUCACAGGGGGUAAAGUAUACAAGGAGGAAGAGAUCUCACAAGUCAGACAACUCUGUUAAAAACAGAAGUUUGUUGCCAACUGAACAGUCCUCAAGAAAGACCAACGUGAAAGAUCGUCACCAGUUAACCUCAACUGAGAAGCCCCAGCAACAGAGCAGCAGCUCAUCUCUGUCGUCAACAUUUCGGGAUGAAUCCUGUAAACGAAGAAGAUGCUACUCAUCAUCAUCAUCAUCCUCAUCAUCAGAGUCAUUCGAGUCUUCUAUGUCAGAUGUUGAUGAUUUAACCAAGUCAAAGAUUAGCUGCUUUGAUCCUGAAAUGAAGAGACUCUUUUUGAGUGCAGAGGAGGACUUGAAGAAAGAUCACCAAAUACACUGCCAAACUUUCACAUCAGUGCCAGAGGCUCACCCUCAGUAUGCAGCUAAAUAUACAAUCUUCAAAGAGAAAUAUCAAAAGAUGUACGCAGGGAAUGAAAACUUGCAGCAUUGUCAAGAAUUGUGGAAGGAGUUUUGGAAGCAGACUGUGACUAAGGAGCUUGAAGAAAAAUUGAACAAGAAGAGAGUAAAGUUAUUAGAACAGUUUAAUGCAGUAGCAGCCAAGAAGAAUGAAUGUACUGGGUUACGUAAAAUCAAGAACUGUAAGGAGGAUGCAUAUAGUUAUGAGGCUGGCCCUAGCACUUCAUCUUAUAAAUCUUCAGAGUUCUCUGUACAAACGUUAACAGGUCAAAAGAAAAUGUCAUUAACCAAAUUUAUUAACUCACAAGCUGAAUUUAGUAGAUUUAGACAGAGUUCUGUUGGCACACCUUUGCAAACUACUGAAAGUUUGUCAAUGCUACAUCAAAUAUUGCCUGUGGUUAGUAUUUCUGAGCAUAAAUGUGAUUUAGGAACUGGACAAAGUGUGAAAAUAUUAACCAAACAAUUUUCUUUGUAUAAUAAUUUAGAUUCGCUCUUAGAGCUCUGUGAGCCAUUAGGUCUCCUUGGUCCUGCCUUUAGGCUCAUAAUUAAUAAAGUCAAAAACCUUGAGAGAGAUUCACAAAAAAUGUGUGAGGUGCUUACUGAUGAUGAUAAUGCUUUACUUAUCAAGAUGGCUUCAGAAAAGUUGAAAUCUCUUGGUGAGGCUUCUACAGGCAGAUUUCGAGAAAAGUUACUGAAAGGUAGCAUUCAUGCUGCGGAGUUGUUAGAGCAUGCUACUGCAAGUUCACAAACUGCAGAGAAACCAUAUCAUGGUGCUGAUAUUUUGAAGGAUGUUGCUAUAAGUUCACAAACUUCAGAAAGACCAUAUCAUGGUGUUGAUAUUGAUAAAGUGGCAAGGGCCACAUUGGGGAAGGAUGUUACUUUCAUUGUUCAGUUCAUCAAAAAUGCUCUUGCAUAUGAAGGUGUUACAAAUGUCCAAGCUGAGGAUACAAAUAAAAUAUUUUUGGCUGUAUCUUCAAAACAUCUUAGUAUGGUCUUGGAAAAUAAAUAAUGUUCUUUCCCUUAAAUCAGUAUAUUUUUAUCUCCACGGGGAAGUGGAAAAGAAAUCUUCCUGUAAGCCAUGCGUAUCAUAAGAGGUGUUUCGUUUUUUUUUAUAGGUCACUCUGUCUCAAUGGGAAACGGCUGGCGUGUUAAAAAAAAAAAAAAAGUUAUCUUCAACCGAAGCAAAGUGACCCGAAAAAGUUUUUCAUCUUUUUACAUUUAGUAAUUUAUAAAGGAGAAGGGGUUACUAGCCCCUUGCUCGUGGCAUUUUGGUCACCUCUAAUGGAGGAAGGAUUCUUUUUCCACUUUCCCGUGGAAUUUUUGAGUUAUACAUUGUCAAGUUAUACAUAGAUUAAUUUAUAAGUUAAUUGGUUUAUAAAUUAAAAUAAGGUGUUUAAUUAAAGUUUGGAGAAUGUUGAACUUUCCACUCAGAACUUUAUAUAAUGUUGCCUUCAAAAGUUUUUUCUCGGGUUAGUCAUUCAUCAGUUUUAGCUCAAACCGAUAUAUAGUUGUCUGUGUAUCAACUGGAUAAAAACUGGGAUAAAUUGUUUUAACCAAUGUAAUAAAAUAAUAGGGGCAUUUUUAUGUACAUUAUAUGCCAUAUGCUUUAUAUGCCAUGCUAAAUCACUAAGAAAUUUUUUUUGUUGUAUUUUGUUAAUAUGAGUAAAGCUGCUUGUGGCCAAGUAGUUUUAAUGUACUACAUUCCCUUGCAUCUAUAUAUCAAGUGCUGAGUAAUCUAUUUGGAUUUACUCUUUUUGUUUUUUAAAUAUAUUAAGACAGUUAUAUACUGUAUUCUUCCUCCGUAAGCCAUGUGUGUUGUAAGAGGCAACUAAAAUGCUGGGAGCAAGGGGCUAGUAACCCCUUCUCAUAUAUAUUACUAAAUGUAAAAGGAGAAACUUUCGUUUCUCCUUUUACUUUCAUUUCUCCUUUUGGGCCACCCCGCCUCGGUGGGAUACGGCCGGUGUGUUGAAAGAAAGAAAGAAAGUUAUAUACUGUAUUGCUCAACUAUUUUAUAUAACUCCAAAUUUAUUUUAAUAAAGAUUGUGCAUUUAUA